This is a messenger RNA of Limanda limanda (common dab), 4923 nucleotides long. RefSeq names its product myosin VIa (gene myo6a). NCBI's taxonomy places the organism in Eukaryota, Metazoa, Chordata, Actinopteri, Pleuronectiformes, Pleuronectidae. The record is from RefSeq and is a predicted model, not a curated record. Gene Ontology annotation, molecular function: microfilament motor activity; actin filament binding; ATP binding. The transcript has 37 exons. Gene Ontology annotation, biological process: endocytosis; inner ear morphogenesis; actin filament organization. The coding region runs from base 136 to 4038 and encodes 1300 amino acids. Gene Ontology annotation, cellular component: actin cytoskeleton; cytoplasm; endocytic vesicle.
GGGGCGGGGAGAGAGAGGACACGGAGCCGGAGCAUUCAUCCGGAGACUCCCGGAACAACACGGUUCAUCCACCGGACGAUCCCCCGCGGAGGCCCGGGAGCUCACACCCGCAGAGAGAACCCUCAGAGCGGAGCCAUGGACGACGGGAAGCCGGUGUGGGCGCCGCACCCGACGGACGGGUUCCAGCUCGGGACCAUCGUGGACAUCGGAGCCGACAGCCUCAGCAUCGAGCCUCUCAACGGGAAGGGAAAGACGUUUCUGGCUCAGAUCAGCCAGGUCUUUCCUGCAGAAGAGGAUGUCAACAAACACAUGGAGGACAACUGUUCUCUGAUGUACCUGAAUGAAGCGACUCUGCUCAACAAUGUUCGUGUGAGAUACAGCAAAGACAAGAUUUAUACGUUCGUGGCCAACAUCCUGAUCGCGGUGAACCCGUACUACGACCUCCCAAAGCUUUACUCGCCAGAGACCAUCAAGCAGUACCGGGGCCGGUCUCUGGGGACGCUGCCGCCGCACGUGUACGCCAUCGCCGAUAAGGCCUACAGGGACAUGAGGGUGCUGAAGAUGAGCCAGUCCAUCAUCGUCUCAGGGGAGUCCGGAGCCGGGAAGACAGAAAACACCAAGUUUGUGCUGAAAUACCUGACGACCUCGUACGGAACCGGCCAGGACAUCGACGAGAGGAUCGUGGAAGCGAACCCCCUGCUGGAGGCUUUCGGAAACGCCAAGACGGUUCGGAACAACAACAGCAGCCGCUUCGGGAAGUUCGUGGAAAUCCACUUUAACGAGAAGAACACGGUGGUGGGCGGCUUCGUGUCCCACUACCUGCUGGAGAAGUCCAGGAUCUGCAGGCAGAGCAAAGAGGAGAGAAACUACCACAUCUUCUACCGCCUGUGCGCCGGAGCGUCCGAGGACAUCAGGCAGAAGUUUCACCUCAGCUCCCCCGACUCCUUCAGGUACCUGAACAGAGGCUGCACUCGCUUCUUCGCUUCCAAAGACACAGACAAGCAGAUCCUGCAGAAUCGCAAGAGUCCCGAGCACCUGAAGGCCGGCCCCCUGAAGGACCCGCUGCUGGACGACCAGGGCGACUUCAACAGGAUGUGCGUGGCCAUGAAGAAGAUCGGCCUGGACGACACGGAGAAGCUGGACCUGUUCAGGGUGGUGGCCGGCGUGCUGAACCUGGGCAACAUCGACUUCGAGGAGACGGGCAGCACGUCAGGCGGCUGCACCAUCAGGAAACAGUCGAGUCAGACGGUGGAGCAGUGUGCCGAGCUGCUGGGACUGGAGCAGGACGACCUGCGGGUCAGCCUCACCUCCAGGGUCAUGCUCACAACUGCAGGGGGCGCCAAAGGAACAGUCAUCAAAGUUCCACUCAAGGUGGAGCAAGCCAACAACGCUCGCGAUGCGCUGGCGAAGGCCGUGUACAGCCGGCUGUUCGACCACGUGGUGACCCGGGUCAACCAGUGCUUCCCGUUCGACUCCUCCGCCAACUUCAUCGGCGUCCUGGACAUCGCUGGUUUUGAGUACUUUGAACACAACAGCUUCGAGCAGUUCUGCAUCAACUACUGUAACGAGAAGCUGCAGCAGUUCUUCAACGAGCGAAUCCUGAAAGAGGAGCAAGAGCUGUACCAGAAGGAAGGGCUGGGCGUCAACGAGGUUCACUACGUGGACAACCAGGACUGCAUAGACCUGGUGGAGGCCAAGCUGGUCGGCGUCCUGGACAUCCUGGACGAAGAGAACCGGUUACCUCAGCCCAGCGACCAGCACUUCACCGACACGGUUCACAACAAACACAAGGAUCACUUCCGCCUCACGGUGCCCAGGAAGUCUAAGCUGUCCGUCCACAGGAACGUGAGGGACGAUGAAGGAUUUAUUAUCAGACACUUUGCAGGAGCCGUGUGCUACGAGACGACCAAGUUCGUGGAGAAGAACAACGACGCGCUGCACAUGUCUCUGGAGUGUCUGGUCAGCGAGUCCAAGGACGGCUUCGUCCGAGCGCUGUUUGAAAACACAAACCACAAGGACACCAAGCAGAAGACGGGCAAACUCGGCUUCAUCAGCGUCGGCAACAAGUUCAAGACGCAGCUGAACAUUCUCCUGGAGAAGCUCCGCAGCACGGGCUCCAGCUUCAUCCGCUGCAUUAAACCCAACCUGAAGAUGGUCAGCCACCAGUUUGAAGGAGCUCAGAUCCUGUCCCAGCUGCAGUGCUCGGGCAUGGUGUCCGUGCUGGACCUGAUGCAGGGCGGCUUCCCGUCCCGGGCGCCGUUCCACGAGCUCUACAACAUGUACAUGAAGUACAUGCCGCCCAAACUCUGCCGCCUGGACCCACGCCUCUUCUGCAAGGCUUUGUUCAAAGCUCUGGGACUGAAUGAGAACGACUACAAGUUCGGCCUGACCAGAGUGUUUUUCCGGCCCGGGAAGUUCGCAGAGUUCGACCAGAUCAUGAAGUCGGACCCGGACCACCUGGCCGAGCUGGUGAAGAAGGUCAACACGUGGCUGAUCCACAGCCGCUGGAAGAAGGUCCAGUGGGGGGCGCUGUCCGUCAUCAAACUGAAAAACAAGAUUCUGUAUCGGACCAGCGCCUGUGUCCAGAUGCAGAAGACUGUUCGGAUGUGGCUCUGCAGGAAGAAGCACAAGCCAAGGAUCGACGGCCUGGUGAAGGUGAGGAACCUGAAGACCAGGAUGAGUCGCUUCAACGAGGUGGUGGCCGGGCUGAAGGAGGGCAAACAGGAGAUGAGCAAACAGAUCCAGGACCUGGACUCUGCCAUCGACACCCUGAUGGCCAAGAUCAAGAUCACCAUCAUGACCCGGAUCGACAUCGACCACGAGUUCCAGGCGCUGGUGACCCGGUCGGAGCAGCUGCUGACGGCCAUGCAGAACAAGAAGAAGGAGGAGGAGGAGCGGGAGCGGCUGCAGCGCAUCCAGGAGGAGAUGGAGCGGGAGAAGAAGAGGAGGGAGGAGGAGGAGCAGCGCCGCAAGCAGGAGGAAAACUACUUAAGAAGGAUGAAAGGCGAGAUGGAGCUGAAGAGGAAGCAGGACGAGGAGGAGAGGAAGAGGAGGGAGGAGGAGGAGAGGAAGAUGCAGGUGGAGAUGGACGUGCAGCUGCUGGCGGAGCGCGAGGAGGAGGCGUCCCGUCAGAACGUGCUGGAGCAGGAGAGGCGGGACCGCGAGCUGGCGCUGAGGAUCGCCCAGAGCGAGUCGGAGCUGAUCCCCGAGGAGGCGCCGGGCGACUCGGGCCUGCGCAGCAACGGCUCUUCAGUUCCAUCGUCCCCAGAGAGAGCAGCCGCCGCCGCCGGAGCCUCAAAGCUGCCGAGCAUGAGCAUGGAACAAAUGGCCAAAGAAAUGUCUGAACUUCUGGCUCGAGGUCCUGGCGUCCAGGCGUCCAAGGCGGCCGCCGGCGCCAAGAAGUACGAGCUGAGCAAGUGGAAGUACGCCGAGCUGCGGGACUCCAUCAACACCUCGUGUGACAUCGAGCUCCUGGCCGCCUGCAGGGAGGAGUUCCACCGCCGCCUCAAGGUUUAUCACGCCUGGAAGUCAAAGAACAAGAAGAGGAACACGGAGACGGAGCAGCGGGCGCCCAAAUCCAUCACCGACUACGAUCCUUCACGUCCUGUGAGAGCAGCAUCCCAGCAGAACCCGGCCCCCCCCAUGCCGACCCGGCAGUACGAGGUGGCGAUGAACCGGCAGCAGCGCUACUUCCGCAUCCCGUUCAUCCGGCCCAGCGACCAGUACAAGGACCCUCAGAACAACAAGAAGGGCUGGUGGUACGCCCACUUCGACGGGCCCUGGAUCGCCCGGCAGAUGGAGCUGCACCCGGAUAAACACCCCAUCCUGCUGGUGGCGGGUAAAGACGACAUGGACAUGUGCGAGCUGAGCCUGGAGGAGACGGGUCUGUCCAGGAAGCGUGGGGCGGAGAUCCUGCCGCGGCAGUACGAGGAGAUCUGGGAGCGCUGCGGCGGCGUGCAGUACCUCCGCAGCGCCAUCGAGAGCCGACAGGCCCGGCCCACCUACGCCACGGCCAUGCUGCAGAGCAUGUUCAAGUGACCAGCAGGGGGCGGGGCCUCUGCAGACAAAGGGACCAGCUAACACAGGCGGCGUCCGGGCGGCGCCGGGGAGGUUCUGACUCGGGAACAACUGUCCUUUUUGUUUUUCUCUGGUCGUUAAGUGUCUCGCUCGCUUCGCCCCCCCCGGCUCGCGGCGAGAGCAUCGAACUCUAUGCAGAAAAAAAAUCAUAACUGAUCACAUCCGGUUGUUUUCCUCUCGUGUCUGAAGUUUAACUCCGAGGCCUUAACACAACGUUAACAGGGUUUAAUCACCACGAGGUCGACCUCCUCUUCUUCUUCUUCUUCUUCUGUUCAGAGCUGCCUCCCAAACCACACACUUCUAAUUCACCUGUAGUUUUACAUUCCUGACGUGGUUUCCAUGGUAACAGACCUGUUUACAUCGUGUGGAUCUUUCCUCCUUAAAUCUGCUAAAUCUUUAUUUGACCUUCGUCUUUGCGGCCGAAUGUUUCCUGAGACCUGGAUGAUUCCUUCCUGUCGUGAUUCCUUCUUUUCCUCAUCGUGUGAUUUCAACUUAAUGAGAAAAGGUUCCGAGACUUUGUGACUUUGAGACCAAACGUUGCUCGAGACAUUUUGUUUCGUUUUGUUUUGGGGACCGAGCAGUGAUUCAGCUCCGUGAUUAGUUUCUGCAGAAAAAUGUGAAUUAAUUAUGCAACUGCUGAGCUGCGACUGUGCUGCUGCUGUUUCAGAGCAGAUCAGUUAAAAGAGUCAUUAAAACAUCGUUAGUCUUUAAAUGAAAUCUUUGUACACGAGGAGACUUAAUUUGCAUACUUAGUGAUUCCAACAUGUUUUUCUUUGACUUUAUCUUUAAAAUAUUAAUUCUACAUUUGGCUGUUUGUUAAAUAAAUUCACCUGAUUCUAGAAAAUG